AUGCUCCGCGCGGGCCCCCCGAGCCACACCCUCCUCCGGCUCCCCCUGCUGCAGUUGCUGCUGCUGCUGGUGCAGGCCGUGGGGAGGGGGCUGGGCCGCGCCAGCCCGGCCGGGGGCCCCCUGGAAGAUGUGGUCAUCGAGAGGUACCACAUCCCCAGGGUCUGUCCCCGGGAAGUGCAGAUGGGGGAUUUUGUGCGCUACCAUUACAACGGUACUUUCGAGGACGGCAAGAAAUUUGACUCGAGCUAUGACCGCCACACCUUGGUGGCCAUCGUGGUGGGCGUGGGGCGCCUCAUCACCGGCAUGGACCGAGGCCUCAUGGGCAUGUGUGUCAAUGAACGCCGCCGCCUCAUUGUGCCUCCGCACCUGGGCUAUGGCAGCAUCGGCGUGGCGGGGCUCAUCCCCCCCGAUGCCACCCUCUACUUUGACGUGGUCCUGCUGGAUGUAUGGAACAAGGAGGACACCGUGCAGGUGAGCACCUUGCUGCGCCCACCCCACUGCCCCCGGAUGGUCCAGGACAGUGACUUCGUGCGCUACCACUACAACGGCACGCUGCUGGAUGGCACCGCCUUCGACACCAGCUACAGUAGGGGUGGGACUUAUGACACCUACGUGGGCUCUGGCUGGCUGAUCAAGGGCAUGGACCAGGGGCUGCUGGGCAUGUGUCCUGGAGAGAGAAGGAAGAUCAUCAUCCCUCCAUUCCUGGCCUAUGGCGAGAAAGGCUAUGGGACUGUGAUCCCCUCACAGGCCUCGCUGGUCUUCCACGUCCUACUGAUUGAUGUCCACAACCCAAAGGACACUGUCCAGCUGGAGACACUUGAGCUGCCGCCUGGCUGCGUCCGGAGAGCCGUAGCUGGGGACUUCAUGCGUUACCACUACAACGGGUCCCUGAUGGAUGGCACUCUCUUUGAUUCCAGCUACUCCCGCAACCACACCUACAAUACGUAUGUGGGGCAGGGUUACAUCAUCCCUGGGAUGGACCAAGGCCUCCAAGGCUCGUGCAUGGGGGAGCGCCGGAGGAUCACCAUCCCCCCCCACCUUGCCUACGGGGAGAACGGGACUGGAGACAAGAUCCCUGGCUCUGCCGUGCUGAUCUUUGAUGUCCACGUGAUUGAUUUCCACAAUCCUGCGGAUCCAGUGGAAAUCAAGACGCUGUCCCGGCCCCUGGAGACCUGCAACGAGACGACCAAGCUCGGGGACUUUGUUCGCUACCACUACAACUGCUCUCUGCUGGAUGGCACCAGGCUCUUCUCCUCCCAUGACCACGGGGCCCCUCAGGAGGCGACUCUGGGGGCCCACAAAGUGAUCGAAGGCCUGGACACGGGCCUGCAGGGCAUGUGCGUGGGAGAGAGGCGGCAGCUGGUGGUCCCCCCGCACCUGGCACACGGAGAGAGCGGAGCCCGGGGGGUCCCUGGCAGUGCUGUGCUGCUGUUUGAGGUGGAGCUGGUGUCCCGGGAGGACGGGCUGCCCACGGGCUACCUGUUUGUGUGGCACGAGGACCCUCCUGCCAACCUGUUUGAACACAUGGACCUUGACAAGGAUGGCGAGGUCCCCGCGGAGGAGUUCUCCACCUUCAUCAAGGCUCAAGUCAGUGAGGGCAAAGGCCGCCUCCUGCCCGGCCAGGAUCCUGAGAAAACCAUAGGAGACAUGUUCCAGAAUCAGGAUCGCAACCAGGAUGGCAAGAUCACCGCCGAGGAGCUCAAGCUGAAGUCGGAUGAAGACCAGGAGCGGGUCCAUGAGGAACUCUGA
Rangifer tarandus platyrhynchus (Svalbard reindeer) is the source of this 1749-nucleotide messenger RNA. The record is from the annotation of a GenBank genome assembly. NCBI's taxonomy places the organism in Eukaryota, Metazoa, Chordata, Mammalia, Artiodactyla, Cervidae.